Messenger RNA from Lathyrus oleraceus (garden pea), 2156 nucleotides. RefSeq lists its product as uncharacterized. The transcript has 2 exons. The record is from RefSeq and is a predicted model, not a curated record. Lineage: Eukaryota; Viridiplantae; Streptophyta; Magnoliopsida; Fabales; Fabaceae. The coding region runs from base 683 to 1858 and encodes 391 amino acids.
GCGGGAAAAAAGGCUACCGCGAAACUACCAUUUUUGGUGAUUUUUUCCGCUUAAUAUAAACGAGAAAUCUUCAUCUCCAAAAACCACUUCAUCUUUUGCGGCGCACUAUCUUUGUCUUUUCUAGGGUUUAUCUCUCUCUCUCACACUUUUUGGAACUGUGCUUCACUUUUUCCGCACAAUCACGAAGAUCUACUCAGGGUCUCAAGAAGAAUGGAAUGGAAAUAUGUGUGAAUAAAUUUAUAAUAAAAACCAUAAGUGUUCAUCAUGUUUAAUUUGCUUGUAUGAUGAACACAGUUCACAGAUUUAUGUACAGCUUUAGAUUGAUUCCGUUUUUCUUGCUCUGAUCUCUUGAUCCAGUUUAUUCUAUACUUCACUGUUAAUCGCCUGUUUUUAUUUACGUUUUAUUUUCCCUUAUUUGAGUUAUUUCUCGUUAAAGUAAUGAUAAAUGUCUCAUUUAUUGUUAUUUUUUUUGAAGUUAGUGAUAAUAUGUCUCUUAUUUUUCAUUGAUUAUUGAUGGUGGCUAGAUUUUCAUUUAUUUUGAUGUUUUAUAUUGUUUCUCUUCCUCUAUUCUUCUAUUCUAGAUAGUUGUAAAUUACCCUUGUGUUUCUUUGGUUAAAACUAUAAAUGUAACAGUGUGUCACUGUCACUGUUUCUUUGGUUAAACCUAUAUAUGUAACAUUGCAUGACAGAACUAGCUAUCAUUUGUCCUCAAGUAUCAUCAUCAAAGAAAGGCAUGGAUCUUCGUCAAGUCUUUGAUAAUAGGAGAAAGUCUUUGCCGUUUGUCGAAGAGAAUGGCUAUUCUGCUUCAUUUCAGUCUGAUGCCAAUAACUGGUUGGGUUUCUGGUUGUAUUUAGUGGCAAGUUCAUACUUUCUGUUGAGGGAAAAUGUCAACUUUUUCAGCGGCAGCAGAAUAAAAUCUCAAGAGAAUGUUUCUUCAUGUAACAAAAGCACACUAAAUGAGAGAACGGAGAAUGAUGCAACUGUUGUGGAUGAUGCAGUUAGCUACUCUGAGAGCUUAGGGUCUCCCCGUAGUACUUGUUCAUCCACCUAUUUUGAUACUUACUCGGAGAUUUCGGAUUUUGACAGAACAAGUUACUGGCACUCUUUACUGAGUCUUGAAGAUGAAGACUCUGAAUGGCUUUCAGAUUCUAUGAUAUCUGAGAACCUGUCAAGUCCUCUAAGCUACAGUGGUGAUUCUUUCACUGAGUUUUCAGAUGUAGACACACCUAGUUACUGGGACUCCUUGCUCAAGCUUGAAGAGGAAGACCGCGAGUGGAAUAUGGACAAAGCAAGUUACUGGCAUUCUUUUCCUUUACUAAGUCUUGAAGAUGAAGAUUCUGAAUGGCUCUCAGAUUCAAUAACAUCCGAGAGCCCUUCUAGCCCUCUAAGCUUCAGUGGAGAUUCUUUCACCGAUAUCUCAGAUGUAGGCACACCAACAUACUGGGACUCCUUACUCAGACUUGACAAAGAAGAAAACAGUGAAUGGGUUUCAGACUUUAAUCAACAACUAGAGUGUGUUCAGGAUGGUUCUCCAAUCUCAUCAUACAAGAUAAAUUGGGGUAAUGUGGUUCUUCCUCCAGUUUCUACUAUCUCUUCAUUCAAUUGUGAUGAACCACUUUUUUGGCCAUUUGAAGGAGAAUUUGAUUGGGAUUCUGAGGAAAGUUCAUUUUGUAACUCGCCUAGGAAAAAUGUUGUUUUUGAUUCAAACAUGGACAGUCCUUUGGAAUAUUUUGCUCUGAACCAAGAGUUUGCAAUUGAGACAUUGGUGGGGCUCAAGGAAUUUGAUGGACAUGAGGGGCUGGAACUUGAUUAUGAAUUUAUUGGUGAUGGUUUUAUGCUGGAGGAAUUUCUUCAAUAGAUCACAAGCACAUGCAUAGGUAGGUUCCAAAACAAGUGUAGAGAAAAAAUGACUGCAACUUGUGAAUGAUGUCAUGACUUAGAACCUAAUUAGGCCUUUAACUCCAUUGACAUAACCUUACAUGAUCUAACCUCUUUUACUGUAGGCUGUAAUUGAAGAACAUGUAUAUGUUAGGGUAUGAUUGUAGAUAUAGGCCACAACCUUUGUCGCCUUUGUUGUUAUUUAUCAUGAACUAAAUCUUUGUUCCAAUACAUUCAAUUUUAUUACCAUCAAUGUUAUUGGGUAUAGUAUUGAGGCA